Molecule: messenger RNA, 4538 nt
Organism: Scleropages formosus (Asian bonytongue)
Lineage: Eukaryota; Metazoa; Chordata; Actinopteri; Osteoglossiformes; Osteoglossidae
Gene: usp25
Product: ubiquitin specific peptidase 25
Exons: 26
Coding region: 247-3918 (1223 amino acids)
Biological process (GO): protein deubiquitination
Cellular component (GO): nucleus; cytosol
Molecular function (GO): cysteine-type deubiquitinase activity; protein binding
Source: RefSeq, a predicted model, not a curated record
AUACAGCUGGGUAAUUUCACUGGAGCAAUUAGGGUAAAGCACCUUGCUCCUUUACCUUUGGGGUAAUAGCAAUGAUCAGGGAUCGAACCUGCAACCUUCGGGUCCAAGGCAGCAGCUCUAACCGCCACACUACCGGCUGUCCCCCUUUUCUUAUGUUAUCAUUUUCUUUUCACCUCUGCGGUUUCAGUUAAAAUUGAUUUAAUUCUUCUCUGCGCGGUUGAAAGUGCUCGUUACAUUUAUGUAUGGAUGCAGCCCGACGUCCUGCCUCGUUUGAAUCGUCCUCCUCACGUCUACAGUUACGCAUUUCGUUGGCCGUCCGGCACCGCUCUUCGGCAGGGGGGCUGUAAGUGGCGUUCCGACGUAGUCCUCCGACCGGUGGGGGGCGUCCCGGCCGUCCCUCCGCCCCAGCGGGGUCUCCCUGACUUGCGCUCAUUAAAGUGCCGCGGGUUUUGUUUUUCAGGAAAACUUCCCAAACUCCUGAUGGAGCUCGAACUUUACAAGGACUUAAGUGCCCCACCCCUGUUCCCGUUUGCCCCGCCGGGCGGGGGAGGUGCCUGUAAACAAACGGAUCACCAGCAGACCCUACUGAACCAGCUGAGGGAGGUCACUGGUACCACAGAUGUACAGCUGCUACAGCACGCCCUGCAGGUCAGCAAUGGCGACCUGGCGGAGGCUGUGGCCUUCCUGACGGAGAAAAAUGGGAAGGCGCCGCAGCAAGAUGAGGCAGCGUACUACCAGACGGCGCAGACCGGGAAUGACCGAUACAUGAGUGUGGGCAGCCAGGCAGACACCAGAGAUGACCUGCAGAGGGCCAUUGCGCUCAGCUUGGAGGAGUCCAGCCGUGCCUUCCGGGAGACUGGCAUCACAGAUGAGGAACAAGCCAUCAGCAGGGUUCUGGAAGCCAGCAUAGCGGAGAACAAGGCCAGUCUGAAGCGCACACACACAGAGGUAUGGAGUGACUCGCCCAACCCCCAUGACAGGAAGAGGCAGGAGAACUGCCCCGUGGGCCUGAAGAAUGUGGGAAACACAUGCUGGUUCAGCGCCGUCAUCCAGUCCCUGUUCAACCUCCUGGAGUUCCAGCGGCUCGUGUUGCAUUAUUCCCCGCCGGCACGCGUCCAGGACCUGCCCCGCAACCAGAAGGAGCAUAGGUACCUGCCCUUCAUGAGGGAACUGCGGCAUCUCUUCUCACUCAUGGUGGGCUCCAAGAGGAAGUACGUGGACCCGUCGCGGGCUGUGGAGAUCCUCAAAGAUGCCUUCAAGUCCAGUGAUUCACAGCAGCAGGACGUGAGCGAGUUCACGCACAAGCUGCUCGACUGGUUGGAGGAUGCCUUCCAGCUGAAGGCUGAGGAGGAGAGGGAAGGAGAAAAGCCAAAGAAUCCAAUGGUGGAACUGUUCUAUGGGCGCUUCCUGGCCGUGGGAGUUCUGGAAGGGAAGAAGUUUGAGAACUCGGAGAUGUUUGGACAGUAUCCACUGCAGGUGAACGGCUUCAAAGACCUCCAUGAGUGCCUAGAGGCAGCCAUGAUCGAGGGUGAGAUAGAGUCACUCCACUCGGAGAACUGCGCAAAGUCCGGCCAGGAGCACUGGUUCACCGAACUUCCCCCGGUGUUGACGUUCGAGCUCUCGAGGUUUGAGUUCAACCAGGCUCUCGGGAGACCGGAGAAAAUCCACAACAAGCUCGAGUUUCCCUCCCUGCUCUACAUGGACCGCUACAUGGACAGGAACAGAGACAUCACCAGGAUCAAGCGGGAGGAGAUCCGCAGGUUGAAGGAACAUUUGACACUGCUUCAGCAGCGGUUGGAGAGGUAUCUGAGCUACGGGUCCGGCCCAAAGAGGUUCCCUCUGGCUGACGUCCUCCAGUACGCCAUGGAGUUUGCCACCAGCAAGCCUGUCUGCACGUCUCCUGUAGAGAACAUCGAUACCUCCGGACCACCAGGGGGCACCGCAGCACCACAGCAGCAGACACCAAGUGCGGCCGAUCAAGGCCCAUCUAACGCCACGGAGCCCCAGCAGCGGGUGGCCGUCCACAAGCCCUUCACGCAGUCACGCCUCCCUCCAGACCUGCCCAUGCACCCAGCUCCCAGGCACAUCACUGAGGAGGAGUUGCGGGUGCUCGAGGGCUGUCUGCAGCGCUGGAGAACUGAGGUGGAGAACGACACGCGUGACCUGCAGGCAAGCAUAUCGAGGAUCCACAGAACCAUGGAGCUCAUGUACUCGGACAAGAGCAUGAUGCAGGUGCCGUACCGGCUGCACGCCGUUCUGGUUCACGAGGGACAGGCUAAUGCAGGCCACUACUGGGCCUACAUACACGACCCGCAUCACCGCUGCUGGAUGAAGUACAACGAUGUGUCGGUCACCAAGUCCAGCUGGGAGGAGCUGGUGCGUGACUCCUUUGGCGGGUACCGCAACGCCAGCGCCUACUGCCUCAUGUACAUCAACGGCAAGAAGCCCUUUCUCAUAGAGGAGGAGUUCGACAAGGAGACGGGCCAGGCGCUGAGCGGCUUGGACAAGCUGCCUGCGGACCUGAAGGAGUACGUCAUGGAGGACAACCAGCUGUUUGACAAGGAGCUUGAGGAGUGGGACGCCAUGCAGGCCCGCAAAGCCCGGCAGGAGACGCCAGCCACGGUGACACCUCACACAGGCACGGAGGCCGGCAGCCUGGAGAGUCCAGCCCCCCAGCAGGAGCCUGAGUAUAUGGAGCAGCCCUCCCCGACGGACGAAUGCCGACACCUGCAGGAGGACACCCAGAGGGCCAUUUGUAGGGCUGCCGCCGAGCAGGAUGAGAGCACUCCAGAGGCCAUCCUGAGCAUGCCUAGCCAUGAGGACACUCCCAGCACCCCUCCCCCUCUGCCCGCCCUCGCGGCCGACCGCGAGCACGCGGCAGAGGGCAGCCCCGCGUCGCCUCCCGCCCCCACUCACCGCGUGGUGGAGGUGGCCAUCCCCCACGUGGGCACGUUCGUCAUUGAGUCCGAGGAGGGAGGUUAUGAUGAUGAGGCAAUGCUGACCCCAAACAUGCAGGGUGUGAUCAUGGCCAUUGGCAAAGCGGGCAGCGUGUACGACAAGUCCGGGCCCGAAGCGGCCUUCUUCAAGGCUUUCAAGGUGGAGUACGCCCGCCUGCUACGGUUGGCCCAGGAGGACACGGCACCUGAGAACGACCGCCGACUGCAGCACGCUAUCGUCUACUUCCUUCACAACCAGGCACCCAAGAGGAUCCUGGAGCGGACUUUACUCAUGCAGUUUGCUGACCGGAACCUGGGCUUUGAUGAGCGAUGUCGGAGUGUCAUGAAAGUAGCACGAGCAAAACUAGACCUUAUAAAUCCUGAUGAACUGAACAUGGAAGAGUACGAAAUGUGGCACCAAGAUUACCGGAACUUUCGGGAAACGACCAUCUUCCUGAUGAUCGGCUUGGAGCUGUUCCAGAAAAGAAGCUACGUGGAGGCCUUGAGGUACCUUGUCUACUGCUACCAGUACAACAAAGAGUUGCUGUCCAAAGGCCUGUACCGAGGACAUGAUGAGGAGCUCAUUGCACACUACCGCCGCGAGUGUCUGCUUAAACUGAAUGAGCACGCGGCAAGCCUCUUCGAGUCAGGGGAUGAGUCCGAGGUCAACACGGGCCUGGGCAUCAUGAACGAGCUGGUCGUUCCCUGCCUGCCGCUGCUGCUGGCCGAUGAGGCGGAGGAAAGGGACAUGGCCGCUGUGGAAGACAUGCGCAACCGCUGGUGCUCCUACCUGGGCCAGGAGAUGGAAUCCCACCUCCAGGAGAAGCUCACAGACUUCCUUCCCAAGCUGCUGGACUGCUCAACGGAGGUCAGGAGUUUCCACGACCCUCCAAAGCUGCCCUCCUACUCCACCCUGGAGCUGUGCGAGCGCUUUGGCCGUGUCAUGGCAUCCCUGAGUCGGACACCGGCGGACGGGAGAUGAGCCGCUUGCUCGCCCGCCCGCUCACUCGCUCACCCGCCCAUGGACCUCUCGCGAACCUUGCCUUCCUUCAACCACGGGUUGCUCCAUCUCUUACUCCUUUUUUUCUUUUACUUUGCUGCUGUAGGUUUUAAUAUCGUAAUAUUAUUCCACUUUCAGUUAUAUCUACGGCAACUGCUACAGAGGGAGAAGUGCGGACAUUCAAAAAUGAAACACAAAAUCUGAACUCGGUGCAAAAAAAAUCCAGUUAUGGCAACACUGCAUUAAUAGAAGCUCAGUGCAUGCUGCUCCUGCUUAAAUAGGUUGACCUUUUGUUUUAUUUUCAUGACAGUUUUUCCCCUGAUUUGGUUGGCUUAACCCACCCCCAUCCCAUGCCCCCCAGGCCACACCCAUUCAGGCCACACCCAACUCUCCCUUCUCCAGCCAAUAAGAAAAAGCUGCUAUUCUGCCACUUGUCUGUUACAGUAUUAUCAUUUUUUUUCUAAUGAGUGAGAAAAAAGAUUUGGUGGCUUUAGGCAUCCAGAGUGGGGUCUCCCUGAUUCCGGGACUGCAACUGAAUGAGUGCUGUGGUCAACAGCCAUGGCCUGCUGUGGCUUGUUAAUAAGAGAGAAUAAAAUUUUAUU